Messenger RNA from Epinephelus lanceolatus (giant grouper), 3032 nucleotides. The record is from RefSeq and is a predicted model, not a curated record. NCBI's taxonomy places the organism in Eukaryota, Metazoa, Chordata, Actinopteri, Perciformes, Serranidae.
GGAAACUUAAGCGGCGAUUGGCUGACGCUGUUUCCGUACACUUACAGGAGAAGGCUGAGUUGCAGAGUCGUUGCACAGUUUGGGAAAAUCCUCUUUGGGACCUAUAAACAUAUUCCUGUCAUAUUUUGUUCACAUCACCUGACAAUAAAAGAAGAUGGCGCAGUGGUGCCAACUCCAGAUGCUGGACUGCAAGUACCUGGAGCAGGUGGACCAGCUGUACGACGACUCGUUCCCCAUGGACAUCCGACAGUACCUGAGCAAGUGGAUCGAGAGCAUCGACUGGGACACGGUGGCGAUACAGGACUCUCUGGCCACCGUUCGCUUCCACGACCUCCUGGCUCAGCUGGACGACCAACACAGCCGCUUCGCCCUGGAGAACAACUUCCUGCUGCAGCACAACAUCCGCAAGAUCAAGAGGAACCUGCAGGAUCGGUUCCAGGAAGAUCCGGUCCACAUGGCCAUGAUCAUCUCCAGGAACCUGAAGGAGGAACAGAAGAUCCUCGCCACUGCCAAGAGCGUAGAGCAGGAGAGGGAGGGGACGGAGUCGGCGAUGGUGGUGGAGAAACAGAAGCUGGACAACAAAGUGAAGGAGAUGAAAGAAAGAGUGCAGGUGGCGGAUCAGAACAUUAAGAACCUUGAAGAUCUGCAGGACGAGUACGACUUCAAAGCCAACACGCUCAAGAGCAGAGAGAACGAAGUGAACGGCAUGACAGCAAAGGAGCUGGAGAAAGAGAAGCUGGUGGUCGGGAGGAUGUGCUUCGAACUGAAAGCCAAACGACAGGUGAGCAGACACAGACGUGUUGAUCCCUGGUAUCUCCUCCUCCUGUGUCUCCUCCUCCCCCUCUUCCUGCAUCUCCUGCAUGUCCUCCUCCUGCUGUUCCUCCCACUCUUCCUGCAUCUCCUCCUCCUCCUCCUCCUCCUCCCCCUCUUCAUCUAUGUUGUUCUCUCCUGCUCCUGCGUCUCCUCCACCUCCUCUUCAUCUGUCAUUUCCCUUUCCUCUUCCUCCUCCUCCGGCAUCUCCUCAUUCUCCUCAUGCUCCUCCUGCGUCUCCUCCUCCUCCCUCAGGUUCACGGCAGUAGCGGAGAGUCUGCAGCAGGUGCGUCAGCACCUGAAGAAGCUGCAGGAGUUGGAGCAGAAGUUCACGUACGACAGCGACCCCAUCACACAGAAGAAGGCCUACCUGGAGGCGCGGGCCCUGGACCUCCUCAAGAACCUCCUCUCCAACUCCCUGGUGGUGGAGAGGCAGCCCUGUAUGCCCACUCACCCUCAGAGGCCUCUGGUGCUGAAGACAGGCGUCCAGUUCACAGUCAAGCUGCGGUUCCUGGUGAAGCUGCACGAGUUUAACUACCAGCUCAAAGUCAAGGCUCUGUUUGACAAAGACGUGACGGAGAAGAAAGGGUUUCGUAAGUUUAACAUUUUAGGCACAAACACCAAAGUCAUGAACAUGGAGGAGUCGAACGGCAGCCUGGCAGCAGAGUUCAGACACUUGCAACUGAAGGAGCAGAAAGUUGCCGGCAACCGAACAAAUGAGGGUCCUCUGAUCGUCACCGAGGAGCUUCACUCGCUCAGCUUCGAGUCGGAGCUGCAGCUCAACCAGUCGGGACUCGACAUCAAACUGGAGGCCAUGUCUCUGCCUGUCGUGGUCAUCUCUAACGUGUGUCAGCUGCCCAGCGGCUGGGCGUCCAUUCUCUGGUACAACAUGCUGACCACUGAGCCCAGGAAUCUGAAGUUCUUCAUCACCCCUCCUGCGGCGAAGUGGUCCCAGCUGUCCGAGGUCCUCAGCUGGCAGUUCUCCUCAGUCACCAAGCGAGGCCUGAACCAGGAGCAGCUCAACAUGCUGGCUGACAAGCUGCUCGGAGCCAAAGCCCAGAGGAACCCAGAGGGUCUGAUCCCCUGGACCAAGUUCUGCAAGCAGCAGAGUGCCAACGAGAAGUCUUUCCCCUUCUGGCUGUGGAUCGAAGGAAUCCUGGAUCUGAUUAAGAGACACCUGCUGUCCCUCUGGAAUGACGGCUCCAUCAUGGGCUUCAUCAGUAAGGAGAGGGAGAAGGGUCUGCUGAGCGACAAGUGUCCGGGUACCUUCCUGCUCCGCUUCAGUGAGAGCAGCAGGGAGGGCGCCAUCACCUUCACCUGGAUCGAACACGACGUCCACGACAAGCCUCUCUACCACUCUGUGGAGCCGUACACUAAGAAGGAGCUGUCCGCCGUCUCGCUGCCCGACAUCAUCCGCACCUACAAGGUGAUGGCCGCCGAGAACAUCCCGGAGAACCCGCUCCGCUUCCUCUACCCCAACAUCCCCAAAGACAAGGCCUUCGGGAAGUACUACCCCAAACCCUCCGAGACUCCAGAGCCCAUGGAUGUGGAGAACGGUCCAGAGAGGACCGGCUACAUGAAGACGGAGCUCAUAUCCGUCUCAGAAGUACAUCCGUCCAGACUGCAGGACAACAUGAUGCCCAUGUCUCCUGACGACUACAAGGUGCUGUCGCAGUACGUCAGUCCCAGAGACAUCGACGCUGUGACCAACAAUCUGAUUGCUGGAUUCGGAGAGUUUGACGUUCAGAUGAGUGCAGAGUUUCAGGAUCAGAACUGAGGGACCGUCUCCGCCUCGCAUUGUGCCGUCCUCUCUUUAUGUAACUCUCAGACUCUGGGGUCAGGAAGCAGGUUCGCAUGUUAAACCUUUGCAGGAAAACUGUAGUUUCUAAGUUGACUUCAGAAAACUAGAUUUAGUUCAGACAAGAUCUGUGAUUUCAUUCUAGUUCAGAUAAGAUCUCUGAUUUCAUUCGUGUACAUAUAUAUUUCUUUCUUAUUCAGUGUGAACUUUAAACUCCUUUAAAUCAACACGAGCUGUAAAGCAGCGUGCACAGUGUGCAUGUCCGUGUCGCUGUGUCGCUGAGGUACUGCGACCACUGUGAGCUGAAACUGUGAUGUUUGCUGUCGCACUUAAACUGAGCUUUUAAUUUAAACAAGUGUCUCGUUACUUUUGGUUUCAGCAAGAGAUGUAACAGUGGACCAUAAUUAAACCACUUUGACUCACA